CGGGGCGGGCAGUGCGGGUGCGGGCAGGGCCGGGGCAGCCCCGUCCCCACGUGACGGCCGCGCCGCGCGGGGGCGGCCCCGCUUCAUUCAUAAAUCCGGGGCCGCACCGAGCGCGGCGGCGGCGAUGGAGCCCCGGCCCCGGCUCUAGCGGCCCAGGACGCGCUCGGGCUGGCUCGGACCAUGAGCGAUGAGCCGACCCCCUGGGACAACGCGACCGAGAGCGCCACGGCGGUGCCGGGCGAGGUGUCCCCGCAGGAUGGCUACGUGCUGCUCCUCGCCCUGCUCUCCAUCUUCAUCGGGGGCACCCUGGUGCUGCUCUCCGGCAUCCUGAUCAUCUGCCGCCGCUGCUGCGAGGCCGAGCGCCGCCACUCCAGGGCCAGCGAUGACCCCGAGAAGACCAACACCACCUACCUGGACGACUCGCAGCCAGCCCAGGACAUCACCAUCAAAGUGGAGGACCCCGACUGCCUCUCGGCCUCCAGCUACCGGGAUGUGGAGACCGAGCGCUUCUUGUCCUCCAGCUCCUCCACCGCGCGCCGCGUCUCCUUCAACGAGGCCGCGCUGUUCGACCAGGGCAAGAAGACCCAGGAGAAGGGGAGGAGGUACACGCUGACGGAGGGGGAUUUCCACCACCUGAAGAACGCCCGCCUGACCCACCUGCACCUCCCGCCGCCCGCCCUCAAGAUCGUCACCAUCCACGAGUGCGAGUCCAGCGAGAACAGCCUGGCCAUGACCCCCCGCCUGCCCCCCCCCAAGCCCGGCCUCGCCAUCUUCCAGCCCCCCGGGGGGGCCCUGCCGCAGCCGGCGCUGCCCAGCCACGCCGUGUGCCCCAGCUCGGCGCUGCCCGGGGACACCUACAACUCCACCGUGGACACCAGCUUCACCGAGGCCAGCCCCUCCGCCUCCUCUGACUCCGGGGAGGGCCCCUCGUUUGCCGCAGUGCCCAGGAGCGGGAAGGGGGCCGGUGUGGGCAGUGCCAGCCCCGGGGACGCCCCCCCGGCCCCCUCCCAGGGCACCGUCCUGCAGUUCUUCACCCGCCUGCGCCGCCACGCCAGCCUGGACGGGGCCAGCCCCUACUUCAAGAUCAAGAAGUGGAAGCUGGAGAGCACCCAGCGGGCGUCCAGCCUGGACACCAGAGGGUCCCCCAAGCGGCGCCAGUUCCAGCGGCAGCGGGCGGCGAGCGAGAGCAUGGACCAGGAGGACCGGGACCCCCACGCCACCGACAUCAUCCAGUACAUCGCCCGCACCGACGACGUCGCCUUCCACCCCGCGGGCGGCCCCUUCCUGCCCUCCCCCACCAGCCCCCCACCCUCUCUCGGCAGGCUAGAGCCGGGCGAGGGGGGCGCGAGCGAGGCCGGCGCCCCGGAGCAGCCCAGCGCCUACCACGACAUCUGGAGCCUGCGCGCCUCGCUGGAGCUCUACGCCUCCUCCGAGCGGAGCAACGACCAGGACUCGGUGCGCAGUGACGGCGGGGACAGCGUCUCCUCUGCCGGCGGCGUGGCCCCCUGCCCCUCCUCCUCCCUGGACGAGGCCGAAGGCCCCGAGGAGAAGCUCUGGGGUCGGCCCAAGCAGGAGGAGUCGGAGCCCGGCACGCGCAAGCUGCUGCAGAUGGACAGCGGCUACGCCUCCAUCGAGGCGCCCAGCCGGGGGGGCGAGGAGGGGCACCCCAAGGACCAGACGGCCUCGGAGAAGCGCAUUUGCUUCACCAGUGCGGGGCGGAAAGGCACCAUCUUCGAGAGCUUCGAGGGCCGGGAGCCGGAGGAGGAGGACGAGGAGGAAGAAGAAGAGGAGGAGGAGGAGGAAGAGGAGGAGGGGAGCGCAGCCCGGGGCGCGGUGGGCGGGGGUCCCCUCCGUCCCCACAGCCCCCUGGCCUGGUCCCCGUACGGGCAGAUGUUGGCGGGGCGCGAGGCGGCGCCGCCCCGGCGGGACUACAGCAUCGACGAGAAGACGGACGCGCUCUUCAACGCCUUCGUGCGCCACGACCCCCAGUUCGACGAGUCGCCGCUGCGGGGGAAGCACCGCUCGCGCGCCCACCUGCGCAAGCAGUGGCAGCACGCCAAGCAGUACAGCGACCCCGGCGUGCGCUACCCCGCGCUGGAGCGGCACCGCACGCCCCUGCGCCGCGGGGACAGCGCCAACUACCCCCUGGACGCCCGCUUCCACAGCCCCCUGCCCCGCAUCGUCAGCGCCGGCGACGAGGAGGCAGCGGAGGCGGCCGAGGGGGGCCCCAGCGCCUCGCCGCUGCCCGACCCCGAGAUCCAGGUGAUCGUGGAGGAGCCUGGCGAGGCGGCCCCCGACCCAAAGGCCAGCCCCGAGCCCGGCGGGGACGACUGCCCCGGCCCCGGGCAGUGCCUGGGGCUGGGCCCCGGCUCGGAGCUGAUGGACAAAAUCACCGGCGGCCUCGAGGAGCGGCUCUACGGACACCUGAGGAAGGCGGCCGAGAGCACGGAGCGCGCGGUGGCCGUGGCAGGCCAGCGACGCCCCCCCCGACCCCGGCCCCGUCUAAGCCCGGCACCGAGGGGGCAGAGACCCCGGCAAGGGGCGCGGGGGGAGCAGCCGGUGCGCGGCACGCGGGGCGCCACGGGACGGGCGGCCCCGGCGCGGGGAAGGCCAGGAGGGCGCGUGGGGGCCCCUGGCCGUGCCCACCCCGCCGCGGGGGGCCGGCAGCGCGGGGUGGCCGAGCCCCGGUGCUCGCGGGAGCGAGGAGCCGCCGGGUGCCGGCAGGGCGCAGAGGUGGAGCAGAGCGCGUGCCAGGAGGCUGGCGCCGAGGGACUUGGCGAAUAAACCCCCGAACCGAGCUGAGGCCUAAUCCUUACCUCGCAGCAGAGCUGUGUAGCAGCUUCGCGCUCCCCUCUCGCUGGUUUUUGGGUUUUGUUUUGGCUUUUUUUUUUUUUGUUUUACAAGCAAUAAGGCCGCUCCGUCCAGCUGGGGACUCAUCGUGGGGGGAGCAGGGACGGUGCCCGCGAGCAGCCCCAGCACCGCGGGGAGCCUGAACUGGAAGCGGGGCCUGGGGCUGCUGUGCUGGGGCAGGAGGAUGCUGGGGGGGGGGCCUGUGCAUCCCCUGGGGGGGCCCAGGCAAGCUGUGGCCCCCAGAGCAGCAGCAUCCUGGGGGCUGGGGAGGAUGGAGCCCCCCGGGGCCACCCUUUGCCUGUCCCCGGUGCUGUCCCUUCCCAGCCCUUGGUGACGUGGGGGGGGGGGGGGGCCGGGCUGGUGCAUGCCAUGGGUGCCUCCCCACCCCCCCCGGGGGCUCAGCGCACUCAGAGGUUAUUUAUUGGUUUUUACAGAGGGGGAUGCUGCUGCUCCUGGGGUUUUGCUUUUUAUUGUGUUUGUUUUGUUUUUAAUUUAUUUAUGUUUCAAUGGAUGGGUGAAAAAAAAAAAAAAAAAGAGAAAAAAAAGCCCAAGCUGUGUUACUGGGGGGGGGCUCGGCAGCGGGGCGGGAGGGGGCACAGCCGAGGGCCCCCCCCCAGCACCGCGGUCCUGCCCCGCGUCCCCGUUGCAUGCGAGUAAAGAGCCCGGGUCCCUCCUUCCCUCUGCAAGUCUGUGUCCAAAGCACUAACUCCGACUCCAACUCAGCGUUUUUAAGUCUAUGAACAAAAGAGAAAAAGAAAAAAAAAAAGAACAACAAAAAAAAAAGCUGUGACUUUGAGCUUGGUUCUCGCCUUCCUGUCCCCGCCGGGCCGUUUCCUCCCCUGCUCACCCACCGCGGCUCCGGGCAGGGCUCGUUUCCCCAGCACCCGCCUGCGGCAGGAGGAAGGACAGCAUGAAACCCACCUCUCUCUUUUCACUUUAUUUCUUUUUUUCUUUAAAAAAAAAAGAAAAAAAAAAGGAAAAAAAAAAUACGCUGAACGCACCCAUUCCCUUUUCCGAGCCCUUUUACAGCAUGCAGGUUUAAUAGAGUUUUGCUUUGUCUUAAUACCUGUUUUUUUGUUUUUUGUUUUUUUUUUUUUCCUCAUCUGGUUUAUUUUAAACACAUCACGAUGUGUAGGAAUCUCUAAAUAUACCGCAAAUAUAAACAAAAAAAAAAAAAAAA
Messenger RNA from Anas platyrhynchos (mallard), 4030 nucleotides. It is a transcript of the gene CBARP, whose product is annotated as CACN subunit beta associated regulatory protein. Lineage: Eukaryota; Metazoa; Chordata; Aves; Anseriformes; Anatidae. Gene Ontology annotation, molecular function: transmembrane transporter binding. Gene Ontology annotation, cellular component: plasma membrane; secretory granule. The record is from RefSeq and is a predicted model, not a curated record. Gene Ontology annotation, biological process: negative regulation of calcium ion-dependent exocytosis; negative regulation of voltage-gated calcium channel activity.